AUGAGGACUAGAUUCACAGAAACUCAAGACAUGUUCUGGGGGUUUUUGCCAAUGUAUAACCAGCAGGUGAUCACUGGAGGUCAUUAUGAUGUUGACUGUCGGUUGGAAGAUCCUGAUGGCAUUGUAUUAUACAAAGAGAUGAAGAAACAAUAUGAUAGCUUCACGUUUACUGCAUCCAGAAACGGAACAUACAAAUUCUGCUUCAGCAAUGAAUUCUCUACUUUCACACACAAAACUGUGUACUUUGAUUUCCAGGUUGGAGAAGAUCCACCACUGUUCCCUAGUGAGAACAGAGUAACUGCACUUACCCAGAUGGAGUCUGCAUGUGUUUCAAUUCAUGAAGCUUUGAAGUCUGUCAUCGAUUAUCAGACUCACUUCCGCUUGAGGGAAGCGCAGGGCCGCAGCAGAGCAGAGGAUUUAAACACAAGGGUGGCCUACUGGUCAAUAGGGGAAGCAAUCAUUCUUCUUGUCGUUAGUAUCGGGCAGGUCUUUCUCCUCAAAAGCUUCUUCUCGGAUAAAAGAACCACAACAACCCGUGUUGGAUCAUAACUGGUAGUGGUAAUGCUUCAGGUCAUUGUGUGUACUCAUCUGUAAAAAAUAACUGUUCUCCAAUUAAUUGUAAGUGCAAAGGAUCUGAAUAUAUGCAACAUUCAAAUGUGUCUACCCCAUAUCGUAUUAAAAAAUCACAAAACAAACCCAAAAAGUUAUGAAAGGGAAACAGGAUUUGAAAUAUUCUAAAAAUACUUCAGAACUUGAGUGCUUUCCGAUUCCUGUAUUAAAUAUCUGGCAGUGACCAGCCUCUUUAUUUCUACUGAUUGUAAUCCAAACUGAGUUUGAUUUUUACCAGUAAGAUUAGCCAUCUGCAGUAUAACACUUUAAAAUAGCCCAACAGUCUAGUGUCUGACAUGAGACAAUAUAUAUAAAAAUUUUAUUUGAUUUUUGUUUUCAGGCUGAAUGUAUUUGAUUAUAAAACCAAAUGUGAUGAACUGCAGUGCAUUCUUUUGAUUUGCUGUUAAAAAAAAUAAUCCAAUGGUACCCCUUGCUUAUUUGUAAAAUUGUUGCAAGCUUGACACUACAUCAUGGUGCAAAUUCUUCAUCAGCCUGGUAAGUCUCCAUCUUCAAAACUUACUAAAUUUUAUACUUGAGUAUGUUUGCUUAAACGUACAUUCUUCUAUAUUAAAAUAAACCCAUUUCUUCUUUGACAAUGUUUGUUUUCCUGAAGAAAUUGUAAGCUGAGACUACUCAGGAAAUCCACUUUCUAUAUUAAAAAAUCCAAAUCUCCAACGUUAUUUAAAAAACAUGCAAUAAAAUAGGGAGUCUUGUAACUUUGUCACUGAAACUGUAUAGUUUCUGCACUCAUAUAUGCUGCUGCUUUUUGGAUUUAAGACGAGAAGUAGCUUGGUUUGUUAAGCAGCACAGCACCAGCACUGGAUGAGGUUGUAUUAUGUGUUAGGCACAUACAAAGCGUUUUACUAAAUUGUUUUCCUAUUAAGAGGCCAAUUUGAUAUUGAUACUGCAUUGCACAAGUGCUGUAAAUUUUACUUUCCUGUGUGUGGUGCACUGAUACAUGAUGGCCUUGUGCAUCUAAUUGCCACUCUUUUUUGUUAGUGGUCAGGAAGUGUUUUAAGUAUUUCAGGUUAUCUUUUUGGUAGAGUUAUAGUUACAUUGUUUCCACUGCUCAUGUCUUUAAUAGCUUAUGUACUGUAAAGUCUUGGUUUAUUUGGAUAUGGAAGGUAGUAAAUGUAUGUACAUACAAGUAGCUUGAAUUGAGCUGGUCAUAAUAAGGCUAAACUCUUUCAAUUGGCUCUGGAGAAAUAUGUAGACUGACCAGUUCUUUCUUAAGUGCACACAAGAUAAACUAAGGUGAAAAAUUUUGUUGUAUAUUACUGGCUAAUUCAAAAGAUGCUUCUUAAGUUCUCAGCAAGCAGAGAAAGAAUGCUAAACCUUUAAUAAUUGCCUGUAUUUUUUCUAGCAAAAAUUUGAAAUUGCAUGUACAGGUAACACUUGAGCAGUCUGAAGAAUUGAUCUGAGAUUGCUUGAUUUUAAAGUCUUCUGAUGGCC
Messenger RNA from Haliaeetus leucocephalus (bald eagle), 2061 nucleotides. It is a transcript of the gene TMED7, whose product is annotated as transmembrane emp24 protein transport domain containing 7. The record is from RefSeq and is a predicted model, not a curated record. The coding region runs from base 1 to 549 and encodes 182 amino acids. Gene Ontology annotation, cellular component: Golgi apparatus; endoplasmic reticulum; endoplasmic reticulum-Golgi intermediate compartment. The transcript has 3 exons. Gene Ontology annotation, biological process: endoplasmic reticulum to Golgi vesicle-mediated transport; Golgi organization; intracellular protein transport. Lineage: Eukaryota; Metazoa; Chordata; Aves; Accipitriformes; Accipitridae.